GCUCCACCACCACACAAACAACCUCAGAGGAAACAACGUCACUGACAGCAUUUCCUACUGUUAUUUACUAACAUUUGACGCUGUUUGCGAAGAUUUAGUGUGUUUUUAUUGACAUUUCCGACAUGGCUUCUAGCUUCAGAAAACCCAGUGGCACCAGUAACCAGAGGAAAAGAGCGGGUCCCAAACCAGAGCUGACAGAAGAACAGAGGCAAGAAAUUAAAGAAGCCUUCGAUCUGUUUGACACAGACGGGUCGGGGACUAUAGAUGUGAAAGAACUGAAGGUUGCUAUGCGAGCUCUGGGCUUUGAGCCAAAGAAAGAGGAAAUAAAGAAGAUGAUUGCUGAUAUUGAUAAAGAAGGAACGGGCACAAUCGACUUCAGUGAUUUCCUGUCUAUGAUGACACAGAAGAUGAGCGAGAAGGACUCCAAAGAAGAGAUCCUGAAAGCAUUUAGACUUUUUGACGAUGACUGCACAGGCAGAAUCUCCUUCAAAAACCUCAAGAGAGUGGCCAAAGAGCUCGGGGAGAAUCUCACAGAUGAAGAGCUACAGGAAAUGAUAGACGAGGCAGACAGAGAUGGAGACGGUGAAAUUAAUGAGCAGGAGUUUUUAAGAAUCAUGAAAAAGACAAGUCUGUACUGAAUCGAUCCCCCAUGUCCUUUAAGCUGUAUCUGUAAGACUCUUAAAGUGUUGAUUUGUGUUGCUAUCUUUUCUAUGAGGUUGUAAAAAUAUUUUAAUGUAUAAUUAUUUUGUACGAUAUUAAAUACACAGUAAAAAUGUAUUUGCUGUA
This is a messenger RNA of Triplophysa rosa, 786 nucleotides long. RefSeq names its product centrin 4 (gene cetn4). The record is from RefSeq and is a predicted model, not a curated record. The transcript is spliced from 5 exons. Gene Ontology annotation, cellular component: central plaque of spindle pole body. Bases 123 to 638 code for a protein of 171 amino acids. Gene Ontology annotation, biological process: spindle pole body organization. Gene Ontology annotation, molecular function: enzyme regulator activity; calcium ion binding. NCBI's taxonomy places the organism in Eukaryota, Metazoa, Chordata, Actinopteri, Cypriniformes, Nemacheilidae.